Messenger RNA from Venturia canescens, 1210 nucleotides. Its product is annotated as death-associated protein 1. The record is from RefSeq and is a predicted model, not a curated record. Gene Ontology annotation, molecular function: death domain binding. The transcript has 3 exons. Gene Ontology annotation, biological process: negative regulation of autophagy; apoptotic signaling pathway; cellular response to amino acid starvation. Bases 229 to 540 code for a protein of 103 amino acids. NCBI's taxonomy places the organism in Eukaryota, Metazoa, Arthropoda, Insecta, Hymenoptera, Ichneumonidae.
UAGCUACCCGUGUGUGCGUAUAUGUGAUAUCAGUGCUUGAAUGUCUUAUUUUUUUUUCCAACUACGUGCUCCAUUCGAUUGCCUCGCUGCCCUCGCUGUUCAAUCUUCGACAAUCUGUCGACAAAGCGCGUAAGCAGCUGUUAGUUUACAUUAUUGAACACUGAAUAAUUGACGUUCGAAAGCAAUCGUAGUUAAAAAACUUCAUUGUUUCCAACGUAAAAAUAAACAAUGUCGAGUCCCGAUGAGUGUAAACUUAAAGGGGGUCAUCCACCGGCGGUUAAAGCUGGUGGUAUGAGGAUAACGCAACAUAAGAAUCCUAAGGAGGAGAAAGAAGUCAGGUCUAGCAAAGAUGCUGAGGAGAGCAGCAAACCCUCUACUAGUCCACCGAAAACAAUGUUAAUCAGCGGUGCAAUUGCAAGAGGGAAUGCAGACUUUCCGCCCGAGGCUGUGCAACAUUUUCACGAAAAGCCAGCACCGACGCACGACGCCCGUCCAGCUCAUUGUUCUCGUCCCAUAGUUAUCCAACAGCCAAGGAAGUAAACUGGGAAAAAUAUUGUUGCAGCCAACGUAAAAAAGCUGAAAAGUGAAGGUGCAGGAGAGAGGCUUCGGUGGGGAUGACGAGCAAAAGGUCCAGAGGGAGAAAUGGUCCAGAAAUUACGAAGAACAAAAAAUUACUGUUUAUGAGAGUUUAUGGAACACUAAUUCUUCGAAUUUCUGUGAAAAUGUGAAAGAGAUGAUGACGCAAAAGAAAUAAUAGUUUUCAAAUCCCGUUAUAUUUACCAGAUUUCAUAUGAAAUACUACGAGUGUCUCGCGGUAGAUCGUACAAUUAUAUUUUUAAUUUCCAAUCGUCUGUUGGGACCAUCCUGAUAAAAGCAUUUGUUCUUCAUUAUUUCCACACUGUGUUUUUUAAAAACUCGUGGAAAAAAUUCCAUAGAUAUACAUUUAUAAAAUAUACGAAUAUUUUUCUUUGUUUUUUUCUUUUGUUUAUCGAGAAAUGGUUUAUUCACGUUGGGGAACGUGAGGAAAUAGAUACAAAUAUAUAUAUAUAAAAAUAUAUCUUUUCGGGUUUGGCUGUGGGUAAAAAACUAAUAAAGCGUUGUUCACGAUCGAGUUAUGCGUAUAGGGUUUGCAACUGUUAUACGCAUUUGAAACUAUCUUUAGCUAUUUGUAUGCUAGGGUGAGACACUGAAUAAAUACAUUUUGGGAUAA